AUGGAUUCACCAGCGGAACAGGGCGGUCCGCGCAAUUCACAGCCAGAGGAAGAUGACACCGACGCAUUGCUUGCUUCGCUUGAAGAUGAAGAUGACUCUUCAUAUCGCACUCAAAGGCUGAAUGAGUUGAAAAGCGCAUCAGCAGCUACUCAGACCACCACGACAUUCAAUACCUCGAAAAAUCACUACAUCACGCUCACCAGUGAUGAUCAGGCUUUGAGCUUUACUACCGAACACGAGAGGGCCGUGGUGCAUUUCUUGCACCCUGACUUCGCAAGGUGCAAUACUAUGGACACCCAUUGUCAGAUAAUUGCAGAGAAGCAUGCUGAAUAUGGCAAUGCAGAUGUCGCGUUUGCCAGAGUCGAUGUCAAAAACUGCCCGUUUGUGGUUGAGAAGCUUGGGGUGAGAGUGUUGCCAUGUGUCAUUGGUUUCGUCAAGGGAGUUGUCAAAGGCCGAAUCACCGGAUUUGAAGGAUUGUGUUGGGACGGAAAAGAGGGGAGCAUGAAUGUAACAAGAGCUGUCGAAGAAGCGCUUAUGAGCUGGUCCAUCCUACGCAAGCGGCUUCUUUUUGCUCAUGACGACGAAGCUAGCGAUGACGACGACGAUGAUGCCAAUAAUGGCUCUGACAGGAGGCGGGCAGGUCGUAGGGGUAUCCAAGGCCGCAAGCAGCAGAUUGAAGAUGCCGACGACGACUGGGACUAA
Exophiala spinifera is the source of this 702-nucleotide messenger RNA. RefSeq lists its product as uncharacterized. Lineage: Eukaryota; Fungi; Ascomycota; Eurotiomycetes; Chaetothyriales; Herpotrichiellaceae. The record is from RefSeq and is a predicted model, not a curated record. Bases 1 to 702 code for a protein of 233 amino acids. The transcript has a single exon. Gene Ontology annotation, cellular component: cytoplasm.